This is a messenger RNA of Liolophura sinensis, 786 nucleotides long. RefSeq lists its product as uncharacterized. The record is from RefSeq and is a predicted model, not a curated record. Bases 1 to 786 code for a protein of 261 amino acids. The transcript has 5 exons. NCBI's taxonomy places the organism in Eukaryota, Metazoa, Mollusca, Polyplacophora, Chitonida, Chitonidae.
AUGAUCUGUACAACCUUAAUGCUUCUGGGCCCUGUUCUAGCUCAGGCUUUUCUGGACAUACAACAUCCACACGUUCACUUUGGUCCACCAGAAUAUGUGACGAUAAAUCUUGUCGAUGGCGGAAUGACAAACCUUCGCACAAAGAGGCACACUAGUUCCUGCCUCCACGAUGUCAUGGCAUUUUCUACUACGGUGGAUGGGGAGGAAGUAACCCUUCAGCUUAAGGAAAACAAGCAUAUCGACUGCACGGUUCCGGUGCACAGAAUGACCGCUGAUGGAAAGAUUACGGUGCAACCAGUCCCGACUUUGAGAGAGUCUCGGAUCUACCAGGAUAAGGUGCACAACGCUGCCAUUGGGGUGGGCGUCGUGCAGCUUUCUAAUGGAAGCUGCAUGUACCAAAUGGAUGGAUCGUUCUCAAUGCCAAAAGGAAUGUACACAAUAACACCAGCCCAAAGUAGGGAGAAGGGCAGGCAGCGAGGUGGGGGCCAACAUGUUGUACACUCAGUGAAUAUUACCGCAGACUUCCGCGGAGAUUACAUCAGGAAAAAUGAUGAUAACGUUCGUCCCACCAGGCCCACGAAACCCACCAGGCCCACAAAACCCACCAGGCCUACUCAUCCCACCAAUAAACCCAACCAUCGUGUGCACCCACGUAGUGCUCCAAGGCAGCCUCUACAGCGCUUCAAGAGGAUGACGCCGCAGCUGUAUACCAUCGACUUGUUUCUUGUGGUGGACAACCUUGUCUAUGACUUGUGCGUAUUAAAGUCAGUUUUUCAACAAAGAUGA